Molecule: messenger RNA, 9535 nt
Organism: Sorex araneus (European shrew)
Lineage: Eukaryota; Metazoa; Chordata; Mammalia; Eulipotyphla; Soricidae
Gene: ZFHX2
Product: zinc finger homeobox 2
Exons: 10
Coding region: 496-8247 (2583 amino acids)
Biological process (GO): brain development; regulation of transcription by RNA polymerase II; regulation of neuron differentiation
Cellular component (GO): nucleus
Molecular function (GO): RNA polymerase II cis-regulatory region sequence-specific DNA binding; zinc ion binding; DNA-binding transcription factor activity, RNA polymerase II-specific
Source: RefSeq, a predicted model, not a curated record
CAUUGUGUGGGACGCCUCGGCUCCAGCCAGUGAAUGAGGCGGAGGCGUGAGGGCGAGGAGGAGGAGGAGGAGGAGGAGGAGGAGGAGGAGGGUGAGGAGGAGGAGGAGGAGGAGGAGGCAGGGAGCGAGCGAGUGCCCAGGGUGAAUCAAUGGAAACCCCCUCACGAAGCCGGGAAAGCACUUCAGCCGCAGCCAAAUAGCAUUGAUUAUUUUCCUUCACUUCCCUCGCCGCCGCGAAUUUAUUUAUUUAUUUAUUUUUUUCCCAUCUCCGUCCCCGACGCCCGGGAGUGAGCGCUGGAGGGAGGGAGGAGGAGGAGGAGGAGGGGAAAAAAAAAAAAGGAAUCAACACAUCGGAGAAGUCCCUUGCAAGAGCCGCCCCCUCCCCUCCCCGCCUAGCGCUGCGCGGCGGCCGCGGUUCGACUCCCGUCCCUGCUUCCAGCUGAGGUGGUCCUGGCUGUCACGCUGAAAUGAACCCCCAGCUCUCCUCCGUCUGCCAUGGCCACCCUUAACUCAUCCUCCGCCGCCAGCACCGCCCCCUCCCCUGGGCACAAUGCCCCGACUCCGCCUCCGGACACCUCCUCCCCCAGCUCCCCCCCUGACCCUAUCACCAAAGAUGAUCCCGCCGCCGCCACCACCACCGCUCCAGAGAGCAUGAGACCCUCAGAGCCGGGGGCACGGCCCCUGGAGUCGGGCUGUGGCCUCGUCCCACCAAAGGAGAUUGGGGAGCCCCAAGAAGAGGCGGGUGGUGGUGGCUUCCCACCAAAGGAGCUGGGGGCACACGAGGACAGGCCGCAGGAGGAGGGGGACGCAGGCCUCGCCCCCCUGCCCCUGAGCAACCACUUAGUCUUCACCGCCACCGGCGAGGCCUGCCUGGUGGCCCAGCCACCCCCGCCGGGCAGCCACCAACUCCUGUUACCAAAGGGCUUUCCCCGGGGGGAGGUGGGCAGCGAGGAAGAGCCCGGCCCCCCUCUUCUUGCCCACCCGCCCCCCACACACCUCACUGCCCUUCAUAUUCAACAUGGCUUUGACCCAAUGCAAGGCUUUAGCUCUUCUGACCAAAUUCUGUCCCACGAUACCUCAGCGCCAUCUCCGGCCGCCUGUGAGGGGAGGGACGGAGCCUUCUGGAGCUACCAGCUGGCUCCCGACCCACCCGGAGAUCCCAAAGACGGCCCCACAGGCUGCAUGGAGGGGGACCCCCGCGCGCUCUUCUGGCUCUGCCUCCUGUGCCGCCUGGGGUUCAGCGGGCCCCGGGCCUUCGUGGGUCACACCCAGUCUCACGGGGUGCGGCUGAGUCCGGCUCAGCACCAGGCCCUGCGGGGCCACCCGGCCGUGCUGCAGGGCGGGGGCGAGGGCUGCAGGGCCCUCCUCAGCUUCCUGGAACCAAAACGGCCUGCUCAGCCCGCUUUAGAGGCCCCCCUCGAGGGCAGCGGCGGAGAUGCAGCAGAGCCCCCCGGGGAGGUGAAUGUAGCCCAGAGCCAGGACGGUGCCCCCGAGGCCCCCAGCCACCCCGGGGAAGAAGUCCUGGCCCUCAGCCCCCGCUCCCCAGCCCCAGCCCCCUGGGGCCCCAGCCCCCCCCAAGCCAAAGAAUCACCAACGGCAACGGGCGAGGCAGGGCCAGAUUGGUUUCCCGAGGGGCACGACGAGGAGGGAGGGCUGUGCCCCCCACUCAACCAAAGCUCACCCGCCUCCAAGGAGGGGGCCGCCCUCCCCGCUGCCGCCGUGGGCUCCCCCGAAGAGCCUGGCGACCCACCCCCGUCCUACCGCAGCCUCGCCGACGACUACGCCCCGGCCCCGGCGACCUUCCAGGGCCUCAGCCUGUCCAGCCACAUGUCCCUGCUGCACUCCCGCAACUCCUGCAAGACCCUCAAGUGUCCCAAGUGCAACUGGCACUACAAGUACCAGCAGACGCUGGACGUGCACAUGCGGGAGAAGCACCCUGAGAGCAACAGCCACUGCAGCUACUGCAGCGCGGGGGGCGCCCACCCCCGCCUGGCCCGCGGCGAGAGCUACAACUGCGGCUACAAGCCCUACCGCUGCGACGUGUGCAACUACUCCACCACCACCAAGGGCAACCUCAGCAUCCACAUGCAGUCUGACAAGCACCUGGCCAACCUGCAGGGCUACCCGGCCGGCCCCGGCGGCCAGGGCAGCCCCCCGGAGGCCGCCCUGCCGCCUGCCGCCGCUGCUGCCGCAGCCGACAAGGAGCCCAAGGCCAAGUCUUCGUGGCAGUGCAAGGUGUGCAGCUACGAGACCAACAUCUCCCGCAACCUGCGCAUCCACAUGACCUCCGAGAAGCACAUGCAGAACGUGCUCCUGCUGCACCAGGGGCUGCCUCUCGGGCUGCCGCCAGGGCUGGUGGGGCCCGGGCCCCCGCCCCCAGCAGGGACAGCCCCCGCCACCCCACCAGAUCUCUUCCAGUACUUCGGUCCACAGGCCCUGGGGCCACCUCAGGCCCCCCUGCCCGGCCCGGGGCUGAGGCCGGACAAGCCCCUGGAAGCCCAGCUGCUCCUCAACGGCUACCACCACCUGGGAGGGCCUGCCCGCAAGUUCCCUGCAGCGCCGCCGGCCCCCGGCAGCCUCUCCCCGGACGCCCACCUGCCUCCAAGCCAGCUCCUGGGCUCCCUGGCCGACGGCCUGCCCACCUCGCCACCCCCUGAGGAUGCCAGCACUCUGAAGGUGUUCCGCUGCCUGGUGUGCCAAGCCUUCAGCACGGACAGCCUGGAGCUGCUGCUGUACCACUGCAGCGUGGGCCGCAGCCUGCCCGAGGCCGAGUGGAAGGAGGUGGCCGGGGACACCCACCGCUGUAAGCUCUGCUGCUAUGGCACCCAGCUCAAGGCCAACUUCCAGCUGCACCUCAAGACCGACAAACACGCCCAGAAGUACCAGCUGGCAGCCCACCUCAGGGAGGGGGGCGGGGCCAUGGGCACUCCCACGCCAGCACCCCUGGGAGAGGGGGCUCCAUACGGGUCCAUCCCACCCCUGCACCUGCGCUGCAACAUCUGUGACUUUGAGUCCAACAGCAAGGAGAAGAUGCAGCUGCACGCCCGCGGGGCGGCCCACGAGGAGAACAGCCAGGUGUACAAGUUUCUGCAGGAGAUGGAGGGGGCGGCGGCCGAGCCCGGGCUCUUCCGCUGCCUGCUGUGCGCCUGGGAGGCGCCGUCGCGCCUGGCCGUCCUGCACCACCUGCGCGCGCCCGCGCACCGCGACGCCCAGGCCCAGCGGCGGCUGCAGCUGCUCCAGAGCGGCCCCGCGGCGGCCGAGGACGGGCUCUCGGGCCUGCACAGCAUCCUGAGCUUCAGCCACGGGCCGCUGCCCACUGCGGGGAAGGCUCCCGGCACUCCCUUGGCAGAGCCCCCCAUCCCAGAGAGAGACACCCAGAACAAGACAGAACCAUCGGCUCCUGAAGACGCGGAGGAGAAGAGCGGGCCUGUGGGAGACAGCACCAGCCAGACCACGGUGUACUGCUGCCCCUACUGCAGCUUCCUGAGCCCGGAGUGCAAGCAGGUGAGGGCUCACGCCCUGUCCCAGCACGCGGUGCCACCCCGGUACAGGUGCCCGCUGUGCCAGGAGCAGCUGGUGGGCCGGCCUGCCCUGCACUUCCACCUCAGCCACCUGCACAACGUGGUGCCCGAGUGUGUGGAGAAGCUGCUGCUGGUGGCCACGACUGUAGAGAUGACCUUCUCGACCAAAGUGCUGCCCGCGCCCAGCACAAGCCCCCAGGGGGAGGGCCCAGAGCCCCCAGCUCCAGCGCUAGAACCCGGGUCCAGCAGAGACCAGGCCACAGAAGGCCCUCACCUCACCCCGGAAGCCAGUCCCGGGGCUCUUCCUGAGCCUCCCCCACCCGCAGCCGAGGCCCCAGACAAGCCCGCAGGGAGCCCGGAGCGGCCCCCUUCUCCAGCCCCCUCGCCAGCACCCCGGCCAGAAGCCCCAGCCGAGGAACCGGUCCCAGCACCACCUGCUGCUGAGGAGGAAGAGGGCCCUGCUGGAGAGCCCCGCCCUGCAGAGCCCGCCCCCCCGGACACCCGCCACCCCCUAACCUACCGGAAGACCACCAAUUUCGCCCUGGACAAGUUUUUGGACCCCGCUCGGCCCUACAAGUGCACGGUGUGCAAGGAGUCCUUCACGCAGAAGAACAUCCUGCUGGUGCACUACAACUCCGUCUCCCACCUGCACAAGAUGAAGAAGGCUGCCGUGGACCCCGCCGGCCCAGCCCGGGGAGAGGCCGCGCCCACCACCGCCACGGCCGCCUCCGACAAGCCCUUUAAGUGCACGGUGUGCCGGGUCUCCUACAACCAGAGCUCCACCCUGGAGAUCCACAUGCGCUCCGUGCUGCACCAGACGCGCUCCCGGGGGGCCAGGCCCGACCCCAAGGCCGACGGGCUGGAGCGUGGCCCCGAAGAUGCCAAGGAAGGCGAGAUGGAGGGAGAAGUGGGCCUCGAGAAGAGGGGCCCCGACCCAGGGGGCUUCGCGUCCGGCUUGCCCUUCCUGUCCCCACCUCCCCCGCCCUUGGACAUGCACCGGUUCCCGGCCCCUCUCUUUGCGCCCCCGGUGCUGCCCCCCUUCCCACUGGUGCCCGAGUCCCUGCUGAAGCUCCAGCAGCAGCAGCUGCUCCUGCCCUUCUACCUCCACGACCUCAAGGUGACGCCCAAGCUGGCCCUGGCGGGACCCGCACCCCUGCUGUCCCUGCCGCCCGCCGCCCCGCCGCCACCCCCAGCCCCCAAGUCUGAGCUGGCCGAGCGGGAGUGGGAGCGGCCCCCCGUGGCAGAAGAGGGGAACGAGGCAGGGCCCGCUUCGCCCCCCAACCCAGCGCCCAACGAGGCGGCCCGCACUGCAGCCAAGGCGCUUCUGGAAAACUUCGGGUUUGAGUUGGUGAUUCAGUACAACGAAGGGAAGCAGGCCGCACCCCCUCCCCCGACCCCACCGCCCCCAGAGGCCCUGGGCAGCGGCAGCGACAAGCUGGCCUGCGGAGCCUGUGGGAAGCUCUUCUCCAACAUGCUCAUCCUCAAGACGCACGAGGAGCACGUGCACCGCCGCUUCCUGCCCUUCGAGGCCCUGAGCCGGUACGCAGCCCAGUUCCGGAAGAGCUACGACAGCCUGUACCCACCCCCGGCCGAACCCCCCAGGCCUCCCGAGGGCCCACUGGAGUCGCCCGCCCCCCAGCUGGGCCCACCCUUCCUGGUGGCUGAGUCCGACGCCGGGGGCGCCCGGCCCCCCGAGGAGCGUGGCCGAGCUGGACGCUGGCCCCCUGAGGAAGAGGAUGGUGCCAGGGGCAGCCUCGCCCCGCUCCUGCCCGCCGGCCGCCGCUUCUCCAGAACCAAGUUCACCGAGUUCCAGACCCAGGCCCUGCAGUCGUUCUUCGAGACCAGCGCCUACCCCAAGGACGGAGAGGUGGAGCGCCUGGCCGGGCUGCUGGGCCUGGCCAGCCGGGUGGUGGUCGUGUGGUUCCAGAACGCCCGCCAGAAGGCGCGCAAACACGCCAGCGAGGUGGGGCCCGCGCCCCCGGGAGGCGGCCCCGGGGGGUCAUCGGGCUGCCGGCGCUGUCACGCCUCCUUCUCCUGCGUCUUCGAGCUGGUGCGGCACCUCAAGAAAUGCUAUGACGACCAGCCCCCAGAAGAGGAGGAGGAAGAGGCCGAGCGAGGGGACGAGGAGGAAGAGGUAGAAGAGGAAGACGCCGACGAGGAGCAGGGCCCGGAGCCCGCGCCAGGGCCCGAGGGCCCGUCCCCGGAACCUCUGGACAGGGAAGAGCCAAACCAGGCGGAGGCCGCAAAGCCGGGCAGCAAAGAGCCCGAAGGCCGGGUCGCUGCCUCGCCGGCCCCCACGCACGCCUGUGACCAGUGCGCCGCGGCGUUCCCCAGCCACGACCUCCUGGCCGCUCACCGCCGACUUCACUUCCUGCCCGUGGUGCCGCCCGGCGCGGCUCCCCACCUCCUAGACCUGCCCCUGCUGGUGUUUGGGGAGCGCAACCCCCUGGGGGCGGGCGCCCCCACGGUGCCGGGGCCACCCCUCAAGCGGAAGCACGAGGACGGCAGCCUGUCCCCCACGGGCAGUGAGGUGGGGGGCGGCGGGGAGGGCGAGCCGCCCCGGGACAAGCGUCUGCGCACCACCAUCCUGCCGGAGCAGCUGGAGAUCCUGUACCGCUGGUACAUGCAGGACUCCAACCCCACCCGCAAGAUGCUUGACUGCAUCUCCGAGGAGGUGGGGCUCAAGAAGCGCGUGGUGCAGGUCUGGUUCCAGAACACCCGGGCCCGGGAGCGCAAAGGCCAGUUCCGGGGCACCCCGGGGGGCGUGCCCAACCCGGCAGCCAAGCCUCCCGGGCCCCCUGCCCCGGGCCCCGCCCCCUUCCCCAAGUUCAACCUCCUGUUGGGCAAGGUGGAAGAGGGGCCGGGCAGGGAAGUCCCAAAGAGGGAAGCCCCCGUUUUUCCCUACCCCCCGGUCAAUUCAGCCGCUGCCCCCCUGGCCUUCCUGCCGCCUGCAAAAGAGCCCAGCGCCCCCACACCGGAGCCCCCUGCACCUGUACCUCUCCCGCCCGCCCCAACCCCCGGCGAGGACGAGGGCCCGGAGGAGCCCUCCAAAGCGUCCCCCGAGAGCGAGGCCUGCAGCCCCUGUGCCGGAGACCUCAGCGAUUCCUCGGCUUCCAGCCUGGCCGAGCCCGAGUCCCCGGGGGCGGCGGGGGCGAGUGGGGGAGGGGGCGGGGGGGCAGGGGCCCCCGAUGGCCUGGGGCAGCGGCGCUACCGGACCCAGAUGAGCAGCCUGCAGCUGAAGAUCAUGAAGGCCUGCUACGAGGCCUACCGCACUCCCACCAUGCAGGAGUGCGAAGUGCUGGGCGAGGAGAUCGGGCUGCCCAAGAGAGUCAUCCAGGUGUGGUUCCAGAACGCCCGCGCCAAGGAGAAGAAGGCCAAGCUGCAGGGGGCCGCCGCAGGUGGGGGCGGCGUGGGCGAGGGCCCCCUGGGAGCCCAGCGGGCCGACUGCCCCUACUGCGACGUCAAGUACGACUUCUACGUGUCCUGCCGGGGCCACCUCUUCUCCCGCCAGCACCUGGCCAAGCUCAAGGAGGCCGUGCGCGCCCAGCUGAAGAACGAAAGCAAGUGCUAUGACUUGGCCCCGGCCCCCGAGGCCCCUCCGGCUCCCAAGGCCCCACCCGCUGCCGCAGCCGCGCCUGCCUCGCUGCCGCUGGGGACUUCCCCAGCCCUGCCUCGCCUGGCCCCUGUCCUCUUGUCGGGUCCAGCUCUGGCCCAGCCCCCACUGGGCAGCUUAGCUCCUUUCAGUUCAGGCCCCGCAGCCUCCUCAGGCCUCCUGGGCCUUGCCACCUCGGUCCUGCCCGCCACCACCGUGGUCCAGACUGGCCCAGGUUGUCCCUUACCUCAGAGACCCGGGCCCGAUCCGGCCAACACCUCCACAACAGGCCCCCCCGACCCUGCCCCGGGCCCACCCGCUGAGCCCUCUGGGGACACGGGCUCUGCUGAGCGGAAGCCGGUGGCAGCCCCCGCCAACGCCUCGGCUGACGCCCUCAAGAACCUCAAAGCGUUGAAGGCCACUGUCCCCGCCCUGUUGGGGGGCCAGUUCCUGCCCUUCCCCCUGCCCCCUGCGGGAGGGGCCACCCCACCAGCCGUCUUCGGCCCCCAGUUGCAGGGGGCCUACUUCCAGCAGCUCUAUGGCAUGAAGAAGGGGCUGUUUCCCAUGAACCCCGUGAUACCUCAGACCCUCAUCGGACUGCUCCCCAACACUCUCCUCCAGCCUCUGCCCCAGGCCCCCGAGCCCACCGCCACGGCACCCCCCAAGCCCUCUGAACUGCCCGCCCCGGGGGAGGGGGAGGCCGGGGAAGCCGAUGAGCUGCUGGCGGGCAGCGCGGGCAUCUCCACCGUCGACGUGACCCACCGCUACCUGUGCCGCCAGUGCAAGAUGGCGUUUGACGGGGAGGCGCCGGCCGCUGCCCACCAGAGAUCCUUCUGCUUCUUUGGGCGGGGCUCCGGGGGGCCCAUGCCCGCCCCCCUGCGGGUGCCCGUCUGCACCUACCACUGCCUGGCGUGUGAGGUGCUGCUGAGCGGCCGCGAGGCCCUGGCCUCCCACCUGCGCUCCUCGGCCCACAGGCGCAAGGCGGCCCCGGCCCCAGGAGGCCCCCCCAUCACCGUCACCAACGCCGCCACGGCCGCCACGGCUGCUGUGGCUUUUGCCAAAGAGGAAGCAAGAUUACCUCACACGGACUCCAACCCAAAAACUACUACUACCUCUACACUUCUAGCUUUAUAAACAGAUAAACCAAGAUGUGGGGAGCUGCAGGAGGGGCGGGCUCAGGGCUCCCUCCCUGACUCUGACAGGGGCUGGGUGGGGGUCCAGACCCCUCCCCUCGACCCUCGGCUCCACCCACCUCACCCUCCGUGGGCUUCACACACACCCCACCUCCAGCAGCGUCCUGCCUCCUCCUCCCUCCCCCCCACCACCCCAGACACGUCUUCCUCAUGACUCCCUGCCCAGGCGCCCUCUCGUGCCCCUGCCACCCAUUCAGGGCCACCCUGCCCUGGUGCCCAAACUCCUCUUGAUUGCAUUCCCCACCACCCCUUUACCCGCUGAAUUCCCAGUCACCCCCAGCUCCUACACACAGACACACAGACACCUGUUAUCCCAUGCUGUUCCGCUGACAGAGAAAACACCAAAAAAAAAUUAUAUAUAUAUAUAUAAUAAUGAGAGAGAAAAGAAAGGAAAAGAGAAAACCCAAGCAAGACAGAGAAGAGGGGAGGAAACGUGCAUCAACACUUCCCUUUCUCCUUCCAUGCCCUUGUCCAGAGCGCCAUACCGCUCAAACUUGACAGAUACCCAAACUGGCUCCCAAGGUGGGGGCCUGGGAUGGGCCAGGAGCCCAUGGAACUCAAACCAAACUGGAGGUUGGCGCCGGGGAGAUAGCUCCCCACUCCUUCCCAAGCCCCUUCCUGCCAGGGAGCUCCUGCGGCCGGCCCGGACUCUAGGGGAAGCCGCUGACAACCCCCACCCUGCUCCCUGGGAACUGCAGUAACUUAUUCUCAAAGGCUUUAAACAGAGAUCCUCUCAGCAGCCGUGGGCCUGCCCCUCGUCCCAGCCCUGCCAUGUGGGGGGUCCAGCCCCCGGGACCGGCACUGCCCACCAACAGCAAAUCCAAAGUUCUUAAAAAAAAAAUACAAAAAAAAAAAUCCUGAAACACACACACAACCAAAAACCAAACAAAACAAAUACAAGAGCGAGAGAGCAAGUGAGCGCGGGCGCGUGCACAUUCGCACAGGAGAGAUGGAGAGACCAGAUGGAAUGAACUAAAGAAAAACUUGGAAUAUACAAAAAAAAAAAAAAAAACCACCUGAAAACUCCCAUCCAACAAGUGGUCAUUUCCUGUUUGUGUCACUUUCUUCCCUGUCUGUGAGGGUCUCUGACUGCCUCCUCUUUGGAGGAUGGGCUGGGGCAGUGAUAGAGCCUGAAAGAGCAGCUGCCCUGCUCUCCCAGGAAAGGAGGAAAUGCUUUUAGUAUUGACCAGGACAGGUGGCACCCACUCCCAGCGGAAUCAGAAAAGUCC